AUGUCUCCAGCGAUUGAGCGACAGACUUUUCUUGACGAGGUGAAUUCUAUCGAAGAUACUGAUCUGUUACGGCGCAUGCUAAUUCAAAAAGAACAAGAAAGAGACGACAUAGCAAGUAACCUGGAUAUAGCGGCAAGACUCGGAUUAGCUAUAUCAGAAAAAAACGAAGAAUUACAAAUGAAGUUGAAUUUGGCGACUCAGGCUGAGGCUCAGGCUUAUUUCAAGCUGUCGACCUUAGAAGAAGAAAAUCGAAUGUUAUUAUCUAAAGCCUCCCGUAGCAAUGAGCUCGCAUCACAACUGAUAUCCAGCGAGGAACAAGUCAAAACGCUACGAGAACACAAAGCAUACCUUCAAAAAGAAUUAGAAACCGCCCGACGGGAAUUAAAACGAUUUCGAAAGGAAUUAGACAGUUUGACGGGUCAGAUGAAUGAUAUGGCCGAGGAUAUGAUUGAUUCGCGAAGUAAAGUUAAUACGUACGCAAAGAAGUUGGCCGAGGUAGAACAACAUCUAACGGACACACAAGAAAUGAAUGUCAAUCUCUCAAUACAACUAGAAAAAUCACUAAGCUCCCAGAAAAUAUCCAGUGCCACCACAACACAAAUCGUAAAGAUGAUUCAAGCCGACCUCGGACGGGUCGUGUUGGAGAAUGAACAUCUUCGAGCGAGUAUCAAUGAAUUGGAGUCACGGCAGGGUCAUUGUGAAGGCAAAUUGGAUGAAAUGAUAGUUAAUGCGCAAGAAUAUGCUCAUUUGUUGGAGGAAGCUCAGGAUACUAUACACUCGUUAAGCGAGACUCGACUAGAGUCUGAUAUUGAAAAUUUGGAAAUAUCACCUGGUCGAAGUCGUAGUAACACUCUGAAAAACGUUACAAAGGAAACACCUCCAAUGAAAGGAACACCAUUCUCGGCAGAAGUAGAACAACAACUCGAGAAGACCAUCGAGGAACGUCUAAAAUCCCAAAUGUCCUCACCGCGGCAAAAUCCCAAUUCGUCGGUUGUCCCUGUAGAUAUGAAAAAGGCAGCCGCCGGACUAAAGUAUUUGUUGUCGGCUAGAGAAGUCGAAGGUAAAGAUGGUGGCAAAGGUAAAAGCCCUGAAAGGCGACCGUUCGGUGGUGGUUAUGUCUUGCAUUCGUACAAUGUUCGUUAA
Messenger RNA from Ambispora gerdemannii, 1143 nucleotides. NCBI's taxonomy places the organism in Eukaryota, Fungi, Glomeromycota, Glomeromycetes, Archaeosporales, Ambisporaceae. The record is from the annotation of a GenBank genome assembly.